CGCAGUGAAUUGAAUUGUAAUUUUUUUCAUUGUUGACAUUGAUUUUUGUUUUCAAACUGCGGAUUAUCAUGGUGUCUUACCUGGUGGAUUUGGUUCGUUCGCACUUGAUGCUGCGGAGGGUGCGCCGCUAUGUUCAUAAGAGACAAAAAUACUUGGAAGACAGGCAACACAACGAACACUUUUGGGAAAAUAAUCGGUCAAUAUGGACCACAAUCUGGCUAAGGUGGAAGUGCCUGCAAAACGCCCUACUCUGGAUGAUCCUCAGGUCUCUUUUUGGGUUCAUAGGUGGCGUAGUGCUGGUGUUGGUGUUGUUGCUUUCGCUGAGCGUGCAGGUGCAGAUGAGUCCUAUGAAGGUGGCAGUCCUAAUGUCGGUGCUGUCACCCUUGCUCACCCUGGGACUGGCCUUCUCAUCCCAGGUACGAUGCGUCGUGCUCCUGCUACUGCCCCAGCUGGCGUCCAAGAGGGGCAGACACGCUCUGGUGGCAUUCGCCUUCAUACUGGCCAUCAACGGGCCCGCAGCAAACACAAUCCACAACAUGCAUGAAACUGCACACUCGCUCACUUGCACUUUGAAACUUGCAGGAAUAGGCUUUAGAAAACUGGCAAACAUCGUAGAGCGGCCUUUAGAAAGAGCGAAAAUGAUGGUUGACAAGGCACUGACCACCAUAAAAUUAUCAGUGAGUGAAUUGAGAAGCACGCUUGUUGGAUUUCAAAAAGCUAUUUCAGCCAUAGGUAGCAUGUUCAAGGCGUCGCUGAAUUGGUUGACAAACGUAAAGGAAAUGUGCGACCAGGAGUUCGGAACUCCAAUGGAGCGCUGCUUCCGGCUCAUCGAGAAAUCUUCAAAGAAAUGUUCUGACUCUUUCGGUCCAAACUUUUCGUGGCUGUGCAGCGUAUCUUACGCCGGAUCGCUUGCAUGCAGCACUCUGUCGAGCACGACCGCCGUUUGCGUCGCUGCAGAUCCCUUUGCCGAAGCCGUCGACAACACCGCCAAAGAAAGUAAUGAGCGAGCGCCUGCAGAUGUGAGAGGCAGGCAACCUGCUCCACGCGCAAGCGGCGCAGGGUGUGUGCCCUCAGAAAAGAAAAGUUUCUAACAGAAAUGCUCGGAACUUUCAGUGCGGGACGAUUUUAGGAAAGAAAUCGAUGCAAUUUUCUACGUGGAUGUGCAUUUUGAGCAAGAUUUCACAUCUGACUUUGAAACGGAUAACAAAACCUCGAGGUCGAUGCUGCAAGAGAUGAAGGCUGAGUUGGAGGGAAUUUACUACCCCUUUGUUUUCCUCUACAAACUUGCUGGUGGUCUCCUCGGCCUCACUUGGAUAAUUAUUUUCUAUAAAGCAUUCAAGUACCACAUGAAAUUCAAGACUAAUGACAGAUUUGACAAUUAUUACGUGACGAGAGAAAUGAGAGAAAUUGACCUGGCAAGAAUCAAGCAGGGCAAGGAGCCGAUUUUGCCUUUGACAAGCUCGGAAAAAAGGCUGUACUGCAGACCUGGAAAAUUACGCCUGUUACGCAGCGAGCGGAAGCGACUUUUCCAUUCACUCGUUUUCCUCUUUUUGGCCACGCUUAACAUAAUUUACUACCUUGGCUGCGAUUACUCUCUUUUUUGGAUUCUCGAUGUCAUCAAGAGAGACACAAUUCUCCCCGACACACCACCAGAACGACCCCAAGUCAAGCUGCAGGUGGGCGGAGAGGGCUUGAUUCCCGACAUGUACAGGAACCUGUCCGAAUCUUUCAGUUCGCGCGAGGACAUCUCCUUUGAUCUGCACCCCUCAAUGUGUCUGCCCCGUCCAAAGCAGCCGGACAUGGUGCUCUACUUGCGGAUUGGCAGCGUUUUGUUGUUGGCGUGGUUUUUCGCCUUGCUGGAGCCGUUCGUCCUGCGACUGCGGCCUCACGUGCUUAGCCUGUACUACCCUGAGAGGGCACGCGCACGUGCCACCUGGCUCAGUUCACAUAUUCUCAGGGAGCGCGGCGGCUUUUUCAGGGACAUCGGCCGCCUCGCAGGUGUCAUGAAGAACGCAGAGCCACUGAAUAAGCGAGGACUAGUUGAAAAAUUGAAAGACAGAUUUUGGUUGGCUAGACUAUUUUUCGGAGGUGCAGUACAGUCAUGCUGCGUGGUUUGCGCGACCGCUGCCGACAAAUUACUUGAAUGCGAAGCCUUGGGCUGCAACGCAAUUUAUUGCGAAGAGUGCUUCCACGAGAGGAGGAACGUGUGCAUUGUUUGCGAGGAGAAUCUGGUUCAACCUGAAAUUCCUGGCUUAAUACUCGAACGAUACUCUGGCGAUGAGGAAGUGGAAAAGGAGGAAAGUGAAACGACCCGAGCAGAAGCCUCGACGAGUUCAAAGCCUCACCAGGUUGUUGAGGUGGAGGAGGACGAACCACGAUUGAACUUCGCUCUUAAUUUCAUGACAGCAAUUCAAGAUUCAAUGAGAGCUCUUCUCUUUCUCGUGCCACGCUGGCCUUUGUAAUGAUAUGGUUUAGAUGGAAAACCCGGAAAACUUUAAUCAUAUCUUCCAAGCAAACAAUAAUAAUUCCAUCCUAGCGGCGGGUGAAAUGACAAUUUUCUUAUUUAGAAAAUGUAUGUUUAUUUUCGAACAAUGCAAAAUAUCAGCAGGUGCUCGCUCAGCUGCUAUAUUAAUAACAAAAAAGUCCAUGUGUCUUCACAAAAAUAUUGUUGCAGAAAAUACGAAACAGAUUAACCACAGUAAAAAUAGAAGCAUUUUUUAAACUUGAAUUUCGAAAAAUUUCUUGAUGAAUUUCAAUUCCUCUCGUCUAGAUAUAUGGUGUUUGAAACUUUGUAGAGAAACUCUUUGUUGAGAAUUUAAAUAAUAUUUGAUGUAGGGAGACAGCCCUCCCCAUUUUUUGAAAAGUAUGCUAUCUUUGCAGUUACUGUUACAAAUUUACAGCGUUACCUUGGACAAUUUUGGCUUUAACUCAAUCCUUACAGAAUUUAGUUUUUGCAUUGGUAUCAAGGAUUUUCCGGGUCUUCUUGAAAUAAAUUUGAAAUUAUAUCAACUCGGUCGAUAAGUCAGGGUGGCAGCAGAUAAUCACGAGCGGAAUUUCAACAUUGGAUGAAUUGCUGCAAUCGUGAUUGGAAGCACGCAGCUCAGUGCUCGUGUCAAAGGUUAUCACUGCAAUGAAAGGCGUGGAGCAAAAAUGUGACGUCUGCAGUUGCCAAGUUGAAGUAGCAGUCUCGAUUAUUACAUUGUUUUUUUCCUCCUCUAUAUUCUUUGGCAGCAGUGGCGAUUAGAAGAGCCAGAGAUGCAUCCGUUAAUCACUUUCUUGCUCAAUAGAUGCGGUCAUAAAUGCUAUUCCUAUCCGCAACUGUUUGUCAGAGGCACUUUACUUGACAGACAGGUUGGCUGAAUCUAAUUAUUGUGAGGAUACACGCUACUGGAAUGCCGCACAACAUAAUGAAUAUAAGCAAGGACUUUUAAUGCAAGGUUUUAAUUUGUUGCGGUUGCUCAUACUAGCGAGUCGGAAAUAUAAAUUUAAAAAUACAUAUAUUUAAGAAUAUUUUAUUUUUAGAAUUUUUGUAGAUGAGAGUGUAACAUAAAUAUACAAUAUUAUUCAUUUUAAAAUUUGAGGUUUCGAUUUAUACCACAAUAACACUCACAUUCAUGGCAUUUCUAUGUCAGUUUCCAGUCACUAUAGGGAUCGAAGGGUGACGGAGUUCAACGUCUAGCGACUUAUCUAGACCAGUCAAAUACUAAUUUGAUAGUAAGUUAAAUUGCUCAAAGAGAAUUGAUACUGGAAAAUUCUGGAAAAUUCUUGUUACCAACGCAUAUUUUGAUCCCUAAGAAUCCAGUUCGAGCUAAAAUUGACUGUCAAUUUUUAAGAAAAGUGGCUGGAAAGUUAGCAUGCUUUUCAAAUGGAGAGGAUUGUCUCCCUACUUGAAAUCUUAUAAUAUUUCUCAACAAAGAGUUUCUCUAGAGAGUUUCAAACCACAUUAGAUAUAUCUCGCCGAGAGGAAUCGAAACCUGGUAAGAAAAUGUAAUCAAGCGCUGUAAAUUCUAAUUGGUAAAAUUUUAAAAUGCAAUUCGUCGUGGUAGCGGAGAAAUUGCGCAUGAGUUUUUGGUUCGCCCGGCGAAAUUGCGCAUAGGUUCUUGGUAAACCCGGUGAAAUUGCGCAUUUGAAAAAUAUUAAAUUUUACAGGGGAGGGAGAAAACUGUUUCCGCGCCACAGGUUUUGGAGUACAAAAGAGCUAUCAAUGAAAUUAAAUGCCUAUUUUAUAGCUUUAAAAAAUGGUUUAAAUUAUUUUUUAUCAAUGCGCGAUAUAAAGACCAUAAACGGCCUUGUUUAACGAACGUGCCCGAAAGAUAUGCAUGGUUUUUGUAAGAAUUUUUAUUCUACCUACAAAUAUUAUGAAAUCUGGUUUUAAAAUUAUGGUGCUGCUUUUGCCUUGGAUGGUUGGGAAUAUAUUUCUUUAAUAUUUCUGCCACUCAUAAUAAUUUAAAACCAAAAUUAUGUCGAUAACAAUAAAUCACAAGAAAAAAACGUUUCAACUUUCAACACCUUAGCACGGCGUAGACGAGUAAUUGUCUUCUUCAAACCAAUUUUGUUAUUUAAUUCAUUUCAAGACGAGUCAAACGGUGCGUAUUUCUUGUAAAUAGGACCACCACAACCUGAGAUUUUGGUGCUUAUAUCAAGCAUUUUAUUGCGUCCAUCUCGAUAAAAAAAACUUUGUGGCACCAGAAUCUAGGGUUUUAGUGGUCCUAUUUACAAUAAAUACGCACCGUUUGACUCGUCUUGAAAUGAAUUAAGUAACUAAAUUGGUUUCAAGAGGACAAUUAAUCGUCAACGUCGUGCUUAAGGUGUUAAAACGGACGAAAAAUGCUAAA
Molecule: messenger RNA, 4835 nt
Organism: Cloeon dipterum
Lineage: Eukaryota; Metazoa; Arthropoda; Insecta; Ephemeroptera; Baetidae
Product: DC-STAMP domain-containing protein 2-like
Cellular component (GO): membrane
Source: RefSeq, a predicted model, not a curated record